AUGCCGUCCACAAGCAAAGUCAACGGCGAAGGCCAUUUCCCCUCGCGCCUCAAGCAAUUCUUCCGCAUCAAUUCCGGCUCCAAAGACCACAAGGACCGCGAUGCCAACACCACCUCCAGCUCCCACGGCGGAGCACCACGCGCCGACUCCAACUCCAAGACCUUCCGUCAGUCCCGUUUCUUCAGCGUCGGCCGUCUUCGCAGUGCCACUGUCGUGAGCGAGGGCAAUCCGCUCGACGAAUCCAUGAGUCCAACCGCACACGCGAACCCGUACUUCGCCCACCAGGGCCAACCGGGCCUGCGCCAUCACAAUGACGGCUCCGUUCCGCCCAGCCCGCCCGACACUCCCUCGCUCAAGGUCGACGGCCCCGAAGGCUCGCAGCAGCCCACCGCUGCCACGAAGGAAGAGCUUGCGAGGAAGCUAAGGAGAGUCGCCAGUGCCCCCAACGCACAGGGCCUGUUUUCAAAGGGUCAGGGCAACGGCGACCGCCCUGCCACGGCCGAGCUCAGCAAGGAGCCGCUAGAGGAGAGCAAGGAUUCCAACACAGUCGGUUUCGCAGAGCAAAAGCCCAACAACGAUUCCUCCACGAGUCUGGCCGCGCCCGAUGCCGAUGCCGAUGGUCUCGGAGCGCUGCCUCCUCCCAUCCGCCAGUCGCCGCUCGCCUUCCGCCGAACAUACAGCUCCAACUCCAUCAAGGUCCGCAAUGUUGAGGUCGGCCCCCAGAGUUUCGACAAGAUCAAGUUGAUCGGCAAGGGCGAUGUAGGCAAGGUCUAUCUCGUCAAGGAGAAGAAGAGCGGGAGGUUAUAUGCUAUGAAGGUCCUGAGCAAGAAGGAAAUGAUCAAGCGCAACAAGAUUAAGAGGGCUUUGGCCGAGCAGGAAAUUCUCGCUACAAGCAACCAUCCCUUCAUUGUGACUCUGUAUCACUCCUUCCAGUCCGAGGACUAUCUUUACCUCUGCAUGGAAUACUGCAGCGGUGGUGAGUUCUUCAGGGCUCUUCAGACACGUCCCGGAAAAUGCAUUCCCGAGGACGAUGCUCGCUUCUACGCCGCAGAGGUUACUGCUGCGCUCGAAUACCUGCAUCUCAUGGGAUUCAUUUACCGGGAUCUCAAGCCCGAGAAUAUUCUCCUUCACCAGUCUGGCCAUAUCAUGCUUUCAGAUUUCGAUCUGUCCAAGCAGUCCGACCCCGGUGGCAAGCCGACCAUGAUUAUUGGCAAGAACGGCACGAGUACGUCGUCGUUGCCGACCAUCGACACCAAAUCCUGCAUAGCAAACUUCCGUACAAACUCGUUUGUGGGUACGGAAGAGUACAUCGCCCCCGAAGUCAUUAAGGGAAGUGGGCAUACCAGUGCAGUAGAUUGGUGGACGCUAGGAAUUCUCAUCUACGAAAUGCUUUACGGCACUACUCCCUUCAAGGGUAAGAACCGUAACGCUACCUUCGCCAACAUUCUCAGGGAAGAUAUCCCUUUCCCUGACCAUGCGGGCGCCCCCCAAAUAUCAAACCUUUGCAAAUCACUCAUCCGCAAACUGCUUAUCAAGGACGAGAACCGUCGUCUAGGUGCGCGUGCUGGCGCGUCCGACAUCAAGACUCACCCCUUCUUCAGGACGACACAAUGGGCUUUGAUCCGUCAUAUGAAGCCACCCAUUGUCCCCAACCAGGGCCGUGGCAUUGAUACAUUAAACUUCCGCAACGUUAAGGAAAGUGAGAGCGUGGAUAUUAGCGGGUCUAGGCAGAUGGGCCUCAAGGGGGAGCCGCUUGAACGUGGAACGGUGACACCAGGCGAGAACGCCGUCGAUCCAUUCGAGGAGUUCAACAGCGUCACAUUACAUCACGAUGGCGAUGAAGAGUACCAUUCUGAUGCUUAUGAAAAGCGAUAA
Molecule: messenger RNA, 1875 nt
Organism: Sordaria macrospora k-hell
Lineage: Eukaryota; Fungi; Ascomycota; Sordariomycetes; Sordariales; Sordariaceae
Source: RefSeq, a predicted model, not a curated record